AUGCGCGGCGGCGGGGGGGGAGGUAGUGAGGGUGGCUUUUUAGCAGUUUUACCAGGAAAAGUAAAAUUUGAAGAAUAUUUAUGUGUAUUAUAUAACGAAACAAUAGAUCAAGGUAUUGUUUUAACAUCCGCAUCCAUAAUCAAUACAAAAAUAAUUUAUUUACAACCAUCAUCAUCAUCAGUUGUAACAUCGACAACUAUCGAAACAACUACAUCAUCAUCACCACCAACGCCGACGAUACGACUCAAGUUUCAUCAUCAACUUCAAGUUUCUUAUCGACAAUCAGUACUACUGAUACUAGAUGAUACGGAACCGGACAGAUAUAUUGAAUUUCAAGAUUGUGCUCGAUUUGAUGUUCACACCAUCAUAUCUAAUCGUCAAAUUCCAAUAUGUGCACAAUGGAAUGAAACGGGUAUCACCGUUGGUGGUCACAGUAAUGGCAGUUUCUCAUUAAAUCAACCACUGGGUUUAUUUAUUGAUUCAACUACUAAUAAUACAUUAUAUGUUGCUGAUUUUUUGAAUAAUCGUAUUCUAGGGUACAGUUCUCUGUCAGAUGUAGUCACUACUGUUUACAAUGAAACAUUUAGUUUUCCAACUACAGUUUAUGUUGAUAGUAAACAAAAUAUUUAUAUUGAUGCUUCUGGUACAAAUCAAAUUCUAAAAAUAUCAUCAACAAAUAGUAGUCUUACCGUAGUAGUUAGUUCAGGCACAUUCAUAAAUAGUUAUGGUUUUAUAAUCGAUGAACAAAAACAAUUAUUAUACGUAUCUGACGAUAGUGGACAUCGUAUUUUACGAUGGAACUUAAAUACGACAACGUGUAAUGUGAUCACAGUUAUUACAGGUGUAAGAAACCAAUCAGGCUCUGACGAACUACAUUUGAAUUAUCCACGUGGACUGGAUAUAGCAGGAGAUGAAGAAGAAGUCUACUUGUAUGUUGCUGAUUUUGGUAAUCAUCGUAUACAACGUUAUUUUAUCGGUAACAGCAGUUGUGAUAAUAUAACAAGAGCUGGUAUAACCGUUGCCGGUAAUGGUACAUUAGGAAGCGGUCUAAAUCAAUUGAAUGGCCCACGUAAUUUGUAUGUUACUAAAAAUAAUGAAGUAUUUAUAGCUGAUACAUUUAAUCAUCGUAUUAUGAGAUGGUCUUUAAAUUCAACUACUGCUAGUGGUGGUGGUGUAUGUGUUUUAGGAUGUGCAAGUGUAGCUGGUAAUGGAACGACUGAAUUAAAUCAACCAUCUGAUAUAAAAUUUGAUUCCAAUGGAAAUUUGUAUGUAUGUGAUACAGGAAAUAAUCGUAUACAAAAAUUCAAUAUUUUAAUUGAUGACAGCUGUGAGUGA
This is a messenger RNA of Didymodactylos carnosus, 1335 nucleotides long. Lineage: Eukaryota; Metazoa; Rotifera; Eurotatoria; Philodinida; Philodinidae. The record is from the annotation of a GenBank genome assembly.